Brienomyrus brachyistius is the source of this 2190-nucleotide messenger RNA. RefSeq lists its product as uncharacterized. Bases 1 to 2190 code for a protein of 729 amino acids. The transcript has a single exon. Lineage: Eukaryota; Metazoa; Chordata; Actinopteri; Osteoglossiformes; Mormyridae. The record is from RefSeq and is a predicted model, not a curated record.
AUGGUUGGAGGAACGCCCUCCACACAGGUGCACACGCCACCCAACGCCCUCCACACAGGCCCGCACGCCACCAAACGCCUUCCACACAGGCCCGCACGCCACCAAACGCCCUCCACACAGUCGCGCACGCCACCCAACACCCUCCACACAGGCGCGCACGCCACCCAACGCCCUCCACACAGGCGCGCACGCCACCCAACGAGCGCCCUCAACACAGGCGCGCACGCCACCCAACGAACGCCCUCCACACAGGCGCGCACGCCACCCAACAACGCCCUCCACACAGGCGCGCACGCCACCCAACAAACGCCCUCCACACAGGCGCGCACGCCACCCAACAAACGCCCACCACACAGGCACGCACGCCACGCAACACCCUCCACACAGGCGCGCACGCCACCAAACGCCCUCCACACAGGCGCGCACGCCACCCAACGCCCUCCACAGAGGCGCGCACGCCACCCAACGAACGCCCUCCACAGAGGCGCGCACGCCACCCAACGAACGCCCUCCACACAGGCGCGCACGCCACCCAACGAACGCCCUCCACACAGGCGCGCACGCCACCCAACGAACGCCCUCCACACAGGCGCGCACGCCACCAAACGCCCUCCACACAGACGCGCGUGCCACCCAACGAACGCCCUCCACGCAGGCGCGCACGCCACCCAACGAACGCCCUCCACGCAGGCGCGCACGCCACCCAACAAACGCCCACCACACAGGCACGCACGCCACGCAACACCCUCCACACAGGCGCGCACGCCACCAAACGCCCUCCACACAGGCGCGCACGCCACCCAACGCCCUCCACAGAGGCGCGCACGCCACCCAACGAACGCCCUCCACAGAGGCGCGCACGCCACCCAACGAACGCCCUCCACACAGGCGCGCACGCCACCCAACGAACGCCCUCCACACAGGCGCGCACGCCACCCAACGAACGCCCUCCACACAGGCGCGCACGCCACCAAACGCCCUCCACACAGACGCGCGUGCCACCCAACGAACGCCCUCCACGCAGGCGCGCACGCCACCCAACGAACGCCCUCCACGCAGGCGCGCACGCCACCCAACGAACGCCCUCCACGCAGGCGCGCACGCCACCCAACGAACGCCCUCCACGCAGGCGCGCACGCCACCCAACGCCCUCCACACAGACGCGCACUCCACCCAAUGCCCUCCACACAGGCGCGCACGCCAACGAACGCCCUCCACACAGGCGCGCACGCCACCCAACGAACACCCACCACACAGGCGCGCACGCCACCCAACGAACGCCCUCCACACAGGCCCGCACGCCACCCAACGUACGCCCUCCACACAGGCGCGCACGCCACCCAACGAACGCCCUCCAUACAGGCGCGCACGCCACCCAACGAACGCCCUCCACACAGGCGCGCACGCCACCCAACGAACGCCCUCAACACAGGCGCACACGCCACCCAACGAACGCCCUCCAUACAGGCGCGCACGCCACCCAACGAACGCCCUCCACACAGGCGCGCACGCCACCCAACGAACGCCCUCAACACAGGCGCACACGCCACCCAACGAACGCCCUCCACACAGGCGCGCACGCCACCCAACGGCCUCCACACAGACACGCACGCCACCCAACGCCCUCCACACAAGCGCCUACGCCACCCAACGAACACCCUCCACACAGGCGCGCACGUCACCCAACGAACGCCCACCUCACAGGCGCGCACGCCACCCAACGCCCUCCACACAGACGCGCACGUCACCCAACGCCCUCCAUACAGGCGCGCACACCACCCAAUGAACGUCCUCCACACAGGCGCGCGUGCCACCAAACGACCGCCCUCCACACAAGCGCGCACGCCACCCAACGAACGCCCUCCAUACAGGCGCGCACGCCACCCAACGAACGCCCUCCACACAGGCGCGCACGCCACCCAACGAACGCCCUCAACACAGGCGCACACGCCACCCAACGAACGCCCUCCACACAGGCGCGCACGCCACCCAACGGCCUCCACACAGACACGCACGCCACCCAACGCCCUCCACACAAGCGCCUACGCCACCCAACGAACACCCUCCACACAGGCGCGCACGUCACCCAACGAACGCCCACCUCACAGGCGCGCACGCCACCCAACGCCCUCCACACAGACGCGCACGUCACCCAACGCCCUUCACACAGACGCGCACACCACCCAAUGA